CUCUUAUUUCUCUCUCUAAAGUCGUUUUCUUUCUCCUCUCUAUCUAAACUCUCUCUCUAGAGCAGACGGAUCAAUCCAUCCUCUCUCUCUCUCUAUAUAACUGUUUUCUGUACCCUCUCUUUCUCAGAUUGGAGAGGUUUUAAGCGCGGUUUGUAGAGGAGCAUGCGUUUUGUAGGAUGCAGGGGUGUGGUGUAUCGAGGAUAGGGUUGAGUGAUCAGUGAACCAUGGCAGAGCAGAGGGCUUCUGUUGAGCUCUGCAAGGGCGUCAAUGGCCUCGAUAAGGUCGUCUUAAAAGAGGUUAGGGGUAGUUCAGCCGAGGUGUAUCUGUAUGGCGCUCAAGUGAUGUCUUGGAAGAAUGAUCAUGGUGAAGAGUUACUAUUUGUCAGCAGUAAGGCCAUUUUCAAGCCUCCAAAGGCCAUACGUGGAGGGAUACCGAUAUGCUUUCCUCAAUUUGGAAGUCAUGGAUCUCUUGAGCAACAUGGUUUUGCAAGGAACAAGGUUUGGAGCAUUGACACUGAUCCUCCGCCCUUUCCAACAAACAGCUCUAAUAAGGCAUUUGUUGACUUAAUUCUGAAGCCAACUGAUGAUGAUUACAAGAUUUGGCCUCAUUGGUUUGAAUUUCGUUUACGGGUUGCUCUUGGUCCUGGAGGAGAUCUGAUGCUGACAUCCCGCAUCAGAAACACCGAUUCAAAGCCUUUCACGUUUACAUUUGCAUAUCAUACUUAUUUCUCUGUCUCGGACAUCAGUGAAGUUCGAAUUGAAGGAUUAGAGACACUCGAUUACUUUGAUAGCUUGAGGGACAAGGAGCGGUUUACAGAGCAAGGAGAUGCAAUUACAUUUGAAUCUGAGGUUGAUAAAAUAUAUAUCAGCACACCAACCAAGAUUGCAGUUCUGGAUCAUGAAAAGAAGAGGACAUUUGUCUUUAGGAAGGAUGGACUUCCUGAUGCUGUGGUUUGGAAUCCAUGGGAUAGGAAGGCCAAAGCCAUGCCAGAUUUUGGAGAUGAUGAAUACAAGCACAUGUUAUGUGUGGAAGCUGCAGCAGUUGAAAAGCCCAUCACUUUGAAACCUCGUGAAGAAUGGAAGGGCAGGCAAGAGCUCUCAGCUGUUCCUUCCAGUUACUGUAGUGGACAGUUGGAUCCUCAGAGGGUACUCCUAGGAUGAUGGCGAACAAUAAUAUGAUCGGUGCAUCUCCAUCCAGGAUGCUCAGUAUUCUACUGGAACAGGAGUUAUAUUCUCUGUCUACUGCACUGUUAUUGCAAUGGGAUUGAAUUCCAUACUCUAUAUUGGUGGCAUUGUGCAGCUCCCUGUGAGCAAACAAAUGUUACUUAGGCUUGCUGGCAGGUGAAGUUGAUAACUGUUACUUUUACCCGUCGAAUAAUCUGUUUCAUUUUUUCUUUUUCUUUUUCUUUUUUUGAAGUAUUUGUUGUGAUAUAAAUCUGAAGAGCUCAGACCUGGGUGGGCAAUCACAUCUUUCUAUUUUUACCUUUUUUUUGUGUCCCCUUAUACUUCUUCUCUCUUCACUUGAUAAUAACAUCCUUGUAUGAUUGGGAUUGUGCAUUUGUAACCCUUGAAAGAGCUUUGUGGAAGUUGUCUA
Molecule: messenger RNA, 1593 nt
Organism: Amborella trichopoda
Lineage: Eukaryota; Viridiplantae; Streptophyta; Magnoliopsida; Amborellales; Amborellaceae
Product: Galactose mutarotase-like superfamily protein
Biological process (GO): carbohydrate metabolic process
Cellular component (GO): cytoplasm
Molecular function (GO): glucose-6-phosphate 1-epimerase activity; carbohydrate binding
Source: RefSeq, a predicted model, not a curated record